GGGAAAGCCUCUCCCAACUUCACCAUUUCAUCAGAAGGGAAUAAUCAUCUGUAUAUCUCUCAAACACUGGUUACCUUCGUCCUUCUUUGGAUCUCUACAACGCCCCGAUCAGCUUUUUUCUUCUUCUUAUUUUCAGGGUUUUAAUUUAAGAUGUUUGGAGGUAGAGCAAUCCACCGGUUGCUUAGAGAGAGACUUCAGUCACAAGCCACUUCUUCUCCAGUUUUGUCGUCUCUUAUCUCGAAGAAAGAGCAUGAAGGAGUUGGAUCUACCACCACCAAGUCCUUAAGGGCAUUGGCCCUCUUUGGGGCAGGUGUAACAGGACUGUUGAGUUUUGCAACAGUUUCAUCCUGUGAUGAGGCAGAACACGGUUUGGAUGCCCCAAGCUACCCUUGGCCUCACAAGGGCAUUCUGAGUUCAUAUGACCAUGCUUCGAUUCGUCGUGGUCACCAGGUUUACCAACAAGUCUGUGCGUCCUGCCAUUCCAUGUCCUUGGUCUCAUACCGUGACUUGGUGGGUGUUGCAUAUACAGAGGAGGAAACUAAGGCUAUGGCAGCUGAGAUUGAGGUAGUUGAUGGGCCUAAUGAUGAGGGAGAGAUGUUUACUCGUCCUGGGAAACUGAGUGAUCGUUUUCCUCAGCCGUAUUCAAAUGAACAAGCAGCUAGGUUUGCAAAUGGAGGGGCCUAUCCUCCAGAUCUAAGUCUCGUCACCAAAGCUCGUCAUAACGGUCAAAAUUACGUCUUCGCACUUCUAACUGGAUACCGUGAUCCUCCUGCUGGUGUUUCAAUUCGUGAAGGAUUGCAUUACAACCCGUACUUCCCUGGAGGUGCUAUUGCGAUGCCCAAAAUGCUUAAUGAUGGUGCUGUUGAAUACGAGGAUGGUGUCCCUGCAACGGAAGCUCAGAUGGGGAAAGAUAUUGUGUCAUUUUUAUCCUGGGCUGCGGAGCCUGAAAUGGAAGAGAGAAAACUGAUGGGAUUCAAGUGGAUACUUGUUCUAUCACUGGCACUUCUUCAAGCUGGUUACUAUAGGCGUUUGAGGUGGUCUGUCCUCAAGUCUCGCAAGCUCGUCCUUGAUGUUGUCAACUAGAUACCCCACCCCCCAUUUACAUUCUCCCCUUUCCGUUUAUGAAUUUAUUACAUUACCCUAAUAAUUGUGUCUUGUGUCAUCCAUAUACUUGCUCUCUCUCUCUUUUUUUUUUUUUAAUGUGCUGCUCUAAAGCAGCAGCAGCUGUCAUUUUCGACCUUUUUUCCCAAUUUUGCGGAAGAAUAAGGAAUUCAUUCUUCAGUUGUGAGUUGAAACAAACUAGUUAUUGCUCAUCGGUACUUUGUAUGAUGCUGCUGAUGAUGAUAUUGUUUUGGAGCUCCUCGUGAAAGCGAAAUAUUUAUUACGCUAUCUGGAUUUGUUGUUAUACAUUUCUUGAUUAGGGUUGUACAAAAUCUGUUUCGCCGGAAUUUGAAUGAAUUGAUUAUUAUCGUGAAA
Messenger RNA from Erythranthe guttata (spotted monkey flower), 1476 nucleotides. RefSeq names its product cytochrome c1-2, heme protein, mitochondrial. The record is from RefSeq and is a predicted model, not a curated record. Gene Ontology annotation, cellular component: respiratory chain complex III. Gene Ontology annotation, molecular function: heme binding; electron transfer activity. Gene Ontology annotation, biological process: mitochondrial electron transport, ubiquinol to cytochrome c. Lineage: Eukaryota; Viridiplantae; Streptophyta; Magnoliopsida; Lamiales; Phrymaceae.